UGUGUCUGGCUGAGCUGGAAUCAGAUGUACCCCUGUAUCCCUGUACUGGGAGAAGGUGGAUCUGUGCCUUCAGUCUUCUCAGCAGGACAUCCCAGAGCACAAGCUUCCAGAGUCAGAAGGCAUGGAUAGAAAGAACCUUUUGCAAACGAGAAUGCAUCUUUGUGAUUGCCAGUACUAAAGACCCUAACAGGUGUUGCUGUGGUCAGUUCAUCAACCAGCACAUCCCACCUCUGCCAAGUGCAACACCCAGCAAGAAUGAAGAGGAAAAUAAGCAGGUGGAGAGUCAGCCAGAAAAAUGGUCAGCUGGCAAACACACCCAGGGCUACCCCACAGAUUCCUACGGGAUUCUCGAGUUCCAGGGGGGCGGCUACUCGAACAAAGCCAUGUAUAUCCGGGUGUCCUAUGACACCAAGCCAGACGCGCUGCUGCACCUCAUGGUGAAAGAAUGGCAUCUGGAGCUCCCCAAAUUGUUAAUAUCUGUGCACGGAGGCCUCCAGAACUUUGAGAUGCAGCCCAAGCUGAAGCAGGUCUUUGGGAAAGGCCUGAUCAAGGCUGCCAUGACCACCGGGGCCUGGAUCUUCACUGGGGGCGUCAGCACAGGUGUCAUUAGCCACGUGGGAGAUGCUUUGAAAGACCACUCCUCCAAGUCCAGAGGGCGAGUCUGUGCCAUAGGAAUUGCUCCUUGGGGCAUCGUGGAAAAUAAAGAAGAUCUGAUUGGAAAGGAUGUAACUCGAGUCUACCAGACCAUGUCUAACCCUCUCAGUAAGCUCUCCUUGCUCAACAACUCCCACACUCACUUCAUCCUGGCUGACAAUGGCACACUGGGUAAAUAUGGUGCUGAAGUGAAGCUGCGGAGGCAGCUGGAGAAGCACGUCUCUCUGCAGAAGAUCAACACGAGGCUGGGGCAGGGUGUGCCAGUCGUGGGCCUCGUGGUGGAGGGGGGCCCCAACGUGGUCUCCAUCGUCCUGGAAUAUCUCCGGGAAGAGCCUCCAGUCCCCGUGGUGGUUUGUGAUGGCAGCGGACGAGCGUCGGACAUUUUGUCUUUUGCUCAUAAGUACUGUGAAGAAGGCGGGCUCAUAAAUGACUCCCUCAAGGAUCAGCUGCUCGUUACCAUUCAGAAAACAUUUAAUUACAACAAGGCACAGUCCCAUCAGCUGUUUGCAAUUAUAAUGGAGUGCAUGAAGAAGAAAGAGCUGGUCACUGUAUUUCGAAUGGGCUCUGAGGGCCAGCAGGACAUGGAGAUGGCCAUUCUCACUGCACUGCUGAAAGGAACAAACGCCUCAGCUCCCGAUCAGCUGAGCUUGGCGUUGGCGUGGAACCGCGUUGACAUUGCCCGGAACCAGAUCUUCAUCUUCGGGCCCCACUGGCCGCCCCUGGGAAGCCUGGCACCCCCAAUAGACAGCAAGGCCACAGAGAAGGAGAAGAAGCCACCCACAGCAACCACCAAGGCUGGAAGAGGGAAAGGCAAAGGCAAGAAGAAAGGCAAAGUGAAAGAGGAGGUGGAGGAGGAGACCGACCCCCGCAAGAUCGAGCUGCUGAACUGGGUGAACGCUCUGGAGCAAGCCAUGCUGGACGCGCUAGUCUUAGAUCGGGUGGACUUCGUGAAGCUCCUGAUUGAAAAUGGGGUGAACAUGCAGCAUUUCCUCACCAUCCCGCGGCUAGAAGAGCUGUACAACACUAGGCUGGGCCCACCAAACACUCUCCAUUUGCUGGUGAGGGAUGUUAAAAAGGGAAACCUUCCACCUGACUACCACAUCAGCCUCAUAGACAUCGGGCUUGUGCUAGAGUACCUUAUGGGAGGAGCCUACCGCUGCAACUACACUCGGAAGAGCUUCCGGACUCUGUACAACAACUUGUUUGGACCCAAGAGGCCAAAAGCUCUAAAACUUCUGGGAAUGGAAGAUGAUGAGCCUCCAGCCAAAGGGAAGAAGAAGAAAAAGAAGAAAAAGGAAGAGGAGGUUGACAUUGAUGUGGAUGACCCAGCUGUGAGCCGUUUCCAGUACCCCUUCCAUGAGCUGAUGUUGUGGGCUGUGCUGAUGAAACGCCAGAAAAUGGCAGUGUUCCUUUGGCAGCGUGGUGAGGAGAGCAUGGCCAAGGCCCUGGUGGCCUGUAAACUCUACAAGUCCAUGGCCCACGAGUCCUCUGAGAGUGAGCUGGUGGAUGACAUCUCCCAGGAUUUGGACAAUAACUCAAAAGACUUUGGUCAGCUGGCUGUGGAGCUGCUGGACCAGUCAUACAAGCACGAUGAACAGAUCGCCAUGAAGCUGCUGACCUAUGAGCUCAAGAACUGGAGCAACUCCACCUGCCUCAAGCUGGCGGUGGCCGCCAAGCAUCGCGACUUCAUCGCGCACACCUGCAGCCAGAUGCUACUGACGGACAUGUGGAUGGGGCGGCUGCGCGUGCGCAAGAACCCGGGUCUGAAGGUCAUCCUGGGGAUCCUACUCCCCCCCACCAUCCUGUUUUUGGAGUUCCGCACCCACGACGACUUCUCCUAUCAGACAUCCAAGGAAAACGAGGACGGCAAAGACAAGGAGGAGGAAAAUAUGGAUGCAAACGCGGACGCUGGCUCCAGAAAGGGAGACGAAGAGAAUGAGCACAAAAAGCAAAGAAGCAUUCCCAUUGGGACGAAGAUCUGCGAAUUCUACAACGCUCCCAUUGUCAAGUUCUGGUUUUACACAAUCUCGUACUUGGGGUACCUGCUGCUCUUCAACUACGUCAUCCUGGUGCGGAUGGACCGGUGGCCUUGCCUCCAGGAGUGGAUCGUCAUCGCCUACAUCCUGAGUCUGGCCUUAGAGAAAAUACGAGAGAUCCUCAUGUCAGAGCCGGGAAAGCUCAGCCAGAAGAUAAAAGUCUGGCUGCAGGAAUACUGGAACAUCACAGACCUCGUGGCCAUCUCCAUGUUCAUGAUUGGCGCCAUCCUCCGCCUGCAGAAGCAGCCGUACAUGGGAUACGGCCGAGUGAUCUACUGCGUGGAUAUCAUCUUCUGGUACAUCCGUGUCCUGGACAUCUUUGGUGUCAACAAGUACUUGGGGCCCUAUGUCAUGAUGAUCGGAAAAAUGAUGAUCGACAUGCUGUACUUUGUGGUCAUCAUGCUGGUUGUGCUGAUGAGUUUUGGGGUAGCCCGUCAAGCCAUUUUGCACCCGGAUGAGGAGCCUUCAUGGAAACUGGCUCGAAACAUCUUCUACAUGCCCUACUGGAUGAUCUAUGGAGAGGUGUUUGCAGACCAGAUAGACCCUCCUUGUGGUGACAACCUGUUUGAUGAGGAAGGCAAACGGCUCCCUCCCUGCAUCCCGGGCGCCUGGCUCACGCCGGCCAUCAUGGCGUGCUACCUCCUGGUUGCCAACAUCCUGCUGGUGAACCUGCUCAUCGCAGUUUUCAACAACACCUUCUUUGAAGUCAAGUCCAUAUCCAACCAAGUGUGGAAAUUCCAGCGAUAUCAGCUGAUCAUGACAUUCCAUGACCGCCCAGUGCUCCCUCCGCCCAUGAUCAUCUUAAGCCACAUCUACAUCAUUGUCAUGCGCCUCAGUGGGCGUUGUAGGAAAGAGAAGGGGGACCAGGAUGAGCGGGACCGUGGUCUGAAGCUGUUCCUCAGCGAGGAGGAACUGAAGAGGCUGCAUGAGUUCGAGGAGCAAUGCGUCCAGGAGCAUUUCCAGGAGAAGGAGGACGAGGAGCAGUCCUCCAGCGCCGAGCGCAUCCGAGUCACCUGUGAGAGAGUGGAGAACAUGUCGAUGAGACUGGAAGAGGUCAAUGAAAGAGAGAACUUCAUGAAGACGUCUCUGCAGAGCAUGGACCUGCGGCUCUCCCAGUUGGAGGACCUGUCCACCAGGAUGGUGACCGCCCUGGAAAGUUUGGCAGGCAUCGACAGGGCAGAGCUGCUCCAGUCUCGGUCCCGGGCAUCUUCUGAGUGUGAAGCCACUUUGCUCCUCCGGCAGAGCAGCCUCAAUAGUGCCGAUGGCUAUAGCCUGUUCAGAUACCACUUUAACGGGGAAGAGCUGCUGUUUGAGGACAGUGCCUUCAGAAGAAAAGCUUGUUCCUUCCGGGGGAGAGAAGAGAAGGACCCUAGGGCACGCUUAGAACCAGAGAACCUGGCCAGCCUGCAGCUUAUGUCCAGCACCAGUUCGCUGGCCACACCAGACUGCAGGCAACCUUCAUCGGACCACAAGGAAAACCCUUCAGUGUUGCAACUUGGGCCAGAUCAGGGGCUUCUAGCUAACGAUGAUGAAAGACAGGCAGAUGCUAAAAGAGAAGACUCUCUCACCCCAAAUUUCCAUCGGACUGAUAGUAUGCAUGAACAGAAUAGAUGUGAUGUUCAGAACACUCAGCUGACGGUGGACAGCACAGAGGUACAAGACACUAUUUCCUACCCUUUGGGGGAAACAAAAAUGCAAUGCUGUCCCCCUGAUGAAACCAGGAACACUUGCACAACUAUGAAGUCCAGAAGCUUCAUCUACUCCCGAGGAAGAAAGGUGGUCAGUGGGGUGAACGAGUGGGGUGCAAAGUACAGCUCAAUCAGGGGCCCAGUGAGCCCCUCUGCAGUUCAGCAGUGGACGACUGAGUGGACCUACCAAGUGCAGAAGAUCACACGUUCUCAGAGCACUGAGAUCCCCCCGUUUGUGUCAGAAGCUGCCAUGCAGGCUGAGUACAGAGAGCAACUGACAGAACCAGAAGGGGAUUACUGCAGUUCUGAGACAGCUCCUCAUUUCUUUGGGGGGUCCCUGGCUGCUACUGGCACUAUCGAGAAGGACAACUUACUACUGUCUGUGAGAUCGGAGCCCACACCAGGGUUUCCGGCAUUGAGGUCCAAAAGUUUACAUGGCCACCCUAGGUAUGCAAAAGCUCUGCAGGGCACACUAGACAGAACUGGACAAGCCAGCAGUGCCAAGGACUUGGCAGUGGCAUCUGGCACCACAACAAAAGGACAAGAGGGGAAGUGAGAGAAGGCCUCCACAUAAACUGAAUGCUAACUGGGUUUGGCCUCUCAUUUAUUUUUCCAAUCAAAGCCACGGAGGAGUGCCAUCUUAGUCAACCAAAGUUGACUAAGGAAACUUUUUUUUUUUUAAUUAAACAUGUUUGGAAAUCAGGGCUUAUCUGCCAAUUCAAUUUUAACAUAUGACACACCAACCAGUAUUUCACUGGCAUAUGCUAGCAAAACUAGAUUUUUUUUUUUUUUUGAUUAGGAUCUGAUGAAGGUGAUAAUUCUCCAGUUGAGGCAAGUUGCUUAGUGACCAUACACAAACUUGUUUGUUUUUGUCCAAAGCAGUGCUCAAUUCUGGUUUAUGGUGGUGCUGGGGAUUGAACCUGAGAAACUUGGGAGUUCCAGGCAUGAAAGUCUUCUGCUAGGCACCAGGUGGUAGUGUACUGGUUAAGUGCACAUAGUGCAAAGCAUAAGGACUGGUACAAGGAUCCCGGUUCAAGCCCCCAGCUCCCCACCUGCGGGGGUGGGGGUCACUUCACAAGUGGUGAAGCAGGUCUGCAGAUGUCUAUCUUUCUCCCCCACCCAUCUUCCCCUCCUCUCUCGAUUUCUCUCUCCUAUCAACAACAAUUUCUCUCUCCUACCAACAAAUAAUAGCAGCAGCAGCAACAACAAAUAUAACAGCUACCAAUAAUAAUAGCAGCAGCAACAAAAAAAAAUGGAAUAAAAGAUGGCUUCCAGGAGCAGUGGCACCGAGCCCCAGCAGUAACCCUGGAAGCAAAAAAAAAAAAAAAAAGUCUUUUGCUAUCUCCUCACUCCCAAAUACCUCUCUUACUCUCUUCUCUCUCUCUCUGUACUGAUUUUGUUCCCUCAAUUUCUCUUUUUUAAAAAUAUUUAUUUAUUUUCCCCUUUUGUUGCCCUUGUUGUUCUUUUAGUUUUUGUUGUUGUUACUGAUGUCAUCAUUGUUGGAUAGGACAGAGAGAAAUGGAGAGAGGAGGGGAAGACAGAGAGGAGGAGAGAAAGAUAGACACCUGCAGACCUGCUUCACCGCCUGUGAAGCAACUCCCCUGCAGAUGAGGAGCCGGGGGCUUGAACCGUUUUUUUUUUUUUUCUUCUUUUUUUUGCCUCCAGGGUUAUUGCCAGGGCUCGGUGCCUGCACCUGAAUCCACUGCUCCUGGAGGCUAUUUUUCUCCCUUUUGUUGCCCUUGUUUUUGUAUCGUUGUUGUGGUUAUUAUUCUUGUUAGAUAGGACAGAGAGAAAUUGAGAGAGGUGGGGAAGACAGAGAGAGGAGACACCUGCAGACCUGCUUCACCACCGGUGAAGCGACCCCUCUGCAGGUGGGGAGCCGGGGACUCGAACCAGGAUCCUUACACCAGUCCUUGCGCUUCGUGCCAUAGGUGCUUAACCUGCUGCGCUACCUCCUGACCACACAAUUUUUCUUUCUAAAUGCCACCAAAUAGCCUAAGAAAUGCCUUGAAGUGUCACCAGUAAUUACUAAAGGGAUAAGAAUCUAUGUAAAUAAGAAAGAGAAAGCAAACAAAAAAGGAAAGAGAAGAAAGGAAAAUGAGGAAAAGAAAAAAGAAAGAUUGGAUCAGGGAAGUGCCUCACUUGGAUAGUGCACUGCUUUGCCAGGGACAAGACCUACAGGCAUGAGCCCGGCCCCACUGCAUUGGAGGAGGCUUUGGUCUCUCUCACACUCUCUUUCUACCUCUCUUUGUAUUUCUGGAAAAAAGGAGAGAAAGAAUGAAUGAAAAUUAUGCAGUGCCAGAAGUCAGAAGUGGAAAAGAACCAUAAAUAAGCCAGACCUUCCACCUUCCGCAACCCACAAUGACUCUGGGUCCAUGCUCCCAGAGGGAUAGAGAAUGGGAAAGCUAUCAGGGGAGGGGGUG
Messenger RNA from Erinaceus europaeus (western European hedgehog), 6801 nucleotides. It is a transcript of the gene TRPM1, whose product is annotated as transient receptor potential cation channel subfamily M member 1. The coding region runs from base 384 to 4934 and encodes 1516 amino acids. Gene Ontology annotation, biological process: protein tetramerization; calcium ion transport into cytosol. NCBI's taxonomy places the organism in Eukaryota, Metazoa, Chordata, Mammalia, Eulipotyphla, Erinaceidae. The transcript is spliced from 26 exons. Gene Ontology annotation, molecular function: calcium channel activity. The record is from RefSeq and is a predicted model, not a curated record. Gene Ontology annotation, cellular component: membrane.